AGAGGUUAGCGAUUGAGUGUGGUCACCUGUUUGCAAUUUCCCGUGAAAGUGUGCUCGGGUGUGUUUUGUGCACUCGCGAUUCUUCGACUACGUUCCGUGUACUCGAAAGUCACGCGUCGCUGCACGAGGCGCCUGAUGGAAGCCGUGGUUGCCGUCCACGUGGGCGCCGGUUUCCAUUCGCCGGAGAAAUUGCCCGGCUACCGGCGGUUGUGUGCCGCAGCCUGCCGUCGCGCCGUGGGUGUGCUGGAGCGCUCGGACGGGAGCGCUCUCGAGGCGGUAGCGGCCGCCGUGGCCGUGCUGGAAGACGACCCGCUCACCAACGCGGGGUUUGGCUCCAACCUAACGGCUUGCGGUCGUGUCGAGUGCGACGCCUCGGUUAUGGACGGUCGUACCCUGGGAUUCGGCGCAGUGGGCGCGCUGCCGCGCGUCGGCAACCCGGUGCUCGUGGCCGAGGCACUGUGCCGCGCGCAGCACGCCGGCCCGCUGUCGCUGGGACGCACGCCGCCUUGCUUUCUGGUCGGAGAGGGAGCGCUCCGCUGGGCGCGCGAACACGUGCUGCCCAACGUGGAGCGCACGCCCGAUGCACUGGUGUCUGCCCACACGCGCAGGCGCUACGUCAAGCUGAAGCGCAGGCUGGACCACUGCUCGGCAGAGGAGGCCUUGGCGCGCAAGAGCCCCCUGGGCCCCGUGACGCCAAAGCGCGAGGCCGACGACGAGCCGUGGGCGGCAGACACAAAGAGCUCGAUCGUCCAAUGUUCCAGUUCGGACAGCAGCGAUCCGCCGCAGUUGGACACGGUGGGCGCCGUCUGCAUGGAUCGGCGAGGUAACGUGGCGGCAGCCGUGUCCAGUGGCGGCAUCUGGCUCAAGCACACCGGCCGCGUCGGCCAGGCGGCCGUCUACGGAUGCGGCUGCUGGGCCGAGAACGCGGUGGACGGCGGUAGUGGCUGCGCAGUGGCCGUCUCUAGUUCGGGUUGCGGCGAGCACCUCAUUCGCACCGCUCUGGUGCGCCAGUGCGCGCAGACGCUCGGCCGUUCCAAUGACGACGGAUGCGUCGUGGCGCUUGACGCUUGUUUCCGGCAGGGCUUUCUGCAGUCGCCAUUCCUCAGGGACACGAGUGAACGAUUGGCUGGAAUCCUCGCCCUUCGCUGGGACCCUCGGUGUGGUAGCGGUGACUUGUUGUGGGCCCACACAACGCGUUCUAUGUGUUACGGGUACAUGCAGACGGGUGGAAGCAGGCCCAUAUUUGACUGUUCUCAAAUGCCAGACACGAUGGUUGUUGGGUCUAAGGUAAUGCUCGGUGGAACACCACUUGGGUCUCGGCGCCUUGAUCAAAAUGAUUAUUGACGUCUUCAAUGGCAGACCUAGUACAAAGUGUGGUGAACGGGGGGUGCACACGUGGUCGAGUACCUGCAGGCAGAAUUAGCUGCCGUCAUGUAGACAUACCCAUUUCUGUUUUGUACUGCGUGCGUGCCAAGAAACUUUACAAAUAGAUGGAUACGAACUUCAGUGUGUCAUUGUGUACUACUUAACAGGCUCAAAUGUGAGCUUUUUGUUUGUUACAUUUUCUUGUACAUUUCGCCAUAUAGAAGCUCCAUAGAGAAGUUUCCAUUCCUGUUUGUUCUACAUGUUAAACUUAUUUUGUCAAAUAUGCCUCGUGUUCAGUGGUGUUCAUAAGGAACAAACUAAGUUCCUGUUUUCUAAUCAGUUGCAGAGUCCUGAAUGAAACAGGACUUGUUAUGUGAUAUGAAAGAUCAUGUCGUUUUUUUUUUGUAUUCAUUAAUGUCUGUGUGUUUUUCUGUAGAAAUUGAAAUCGUGCAGUGAUUCAUGCAAAUAGCAGUGCAUUUCUACAAGCUUAAUUGAAGAAUUAUAUUAUUGCGUCCCUCUCAAUAAAGUACAUUUAACUUUUUAUCAGAGCAAAACAGAGGAUCAUUAUGUGGCAGUUGAACUGUGAGAUUGUAAUCGGCAUAUUUUCUAUUGUGACUUCACAAACACGUUGGGCGAAUUGUUAGCAUAGCUUAGUUGACAUAGUUAGGCUUGACGGGUAUGCCAGAUAUGUAUAGCAAGGCUAUACAUAUGUGUGCUUUUAUGACUAGUUGCAUGAACAGUCGUAAUGUGAAAGGCAGAAUAGCGCGGACUAAAACAUGAGGCCACAAGAAGUAGACAGUGUUUCCGAGGGAGAAUGGGGUGCAUAAACCUUUGAGUCUGACGCUUAGUACCAUUGAUAAAAAUCUAAAAACAAGAUGUGCACUAGCAGCUCAGAAAACAUCAUAUAUUUAAAUUUCAUUCAGGUACUCAGAGUAUUUUUUUAGCUUGUGCACACAUUUCCUUAUGCCCCCUACUAUUUUCCUGGUUGUCUGAAGCUUUCAAUAAAGCCUUUAAUAUACUUGUGACAAAUUAUGUACUUUGUUUUAUCCUCUCUAAUUGCGAUCAUAGAUAGGACAGCCACAAAAGCCAGCCUUGCCUUUGUAUGCGGAGCAGAUUAUCAUUCUUCCUAAUGAGAUUGCUGCGCUGCAUUGAUCAUCCUCCUACGGCAGGUCGUAAAAAACAGAUUCUUUUCAACCACAUAGCAGCUAUCACAUGUAAGGAAUACAUUUUUGGUCCACUGUACACUAGGCUGCUAUUUGAACUUUCUCUUUGGCAUUUUUUGCUAUCCGUAAGGCCGUUACACAUGGCACAAAACACAUCAAUUUUCAGGCUGCAAAUU
Messenger RNA from Rhipicephalus sanguineus (brown dog tick), 2704 nucleotides. RefSeq names its product threonine aspartase 1 (gene Tasp1). The transcript has a single exon. The coding region runs from base 136 to 1344 and encodes 402 amino acids. Gene Ontology annotation, molecular function: threonine-type endopeptidase activity. NCBI's taxonomy places the organism in Eukaryota, Metazoa, Arthropoda, Arachnida, Ixodida, Ixodidae. Gene Ontology annotation, biological process: protein maturation. The record is from RefSeq and is a predicted model, not a curated record.